This is a messenger RNA of Lampris incognitus (smalleye Pacific opah), 1013 nucleotides long. It is a transcript of the gene btf3l4, whose product is annotated as basic transcription factor 3-like 4. Lineage: Eukaryota; Metazoa; Chordata; Actinopteri; Lampriformes; Lampridae. The record is from RefSeq and is a predicted model, not a curated record. The transcript is spliced from 6 exons. Bases 92 to 568 code for a protein of 158 amino acids.
CGACAGCGUAUGGUGCGUGACGUCAUUUCUUCCCCAUAACCUCCAUCUUUCGCCGCCGCAUGCUUCUGUGACUCGUUGAUCAGGUGAGAAUAUGAAUCAAGAAAAACUGGCCAAACUUCAAGCCCAGGUCCGGAUAGGUGGAAAGGGCUCGGCACGCAGGAAGAAGAAGGUGGUACACAGAACAGCGACAGCCGAUGAUAAAAAACUUCAGAGUUCACUAAAGAAGCUAGCUGUCAACAACAUUGCUGGAAUUGAGGAGGUGAACAUGAUUAAGGACGACGGGACCGUGAUCCACUUCAACAACCCCAAAGUUCAGGCGUCUCUGUCUGCCAAUACCUUCGCCAUCACAGGCCACGCUGAGACCAAGCAGCUGACGGAGAUGCUCCCGGGCAUCCUGAGCCAACUGGGGGCUGACAGCCUCACCAGCCUGCGCAAACUGGCAGAACAGUUCCCACGGCAAGCUCUUGACAGCAAAGCUCCAAAGGCAGAGGACAUUGAGGAAGAAGAUGAUGAUGUUCCAGAUCUGGUGGAGAACUUUGACGAGGCAUCAAAGAAUGAGGCUAACUGACGCUCACACGGCUCCACAAGUAAAUGAACUGGACUGCGAUGAAGCGAGCGACCCUCCCCGCUGUUUUAACUCUAGCUGUCAAGACAUAUCAGACACUAUUCCCCGUGAACCAGAGACUUUUCUAUUUCCCAGUGGCCCAAGGACAUCCUCUGCAGACUGGCGCGUGCAAUUAAAAAAAAAACACACACACAAAAAAAACCCUCCCUGAUUUACAAUUACAAUUUCAUUUAGCAGACGCUUUUAUCCAAAGCGACAUACAUCUUAGAGGUUAAUGCAACACAAACAAGGAUCUAGUCAGGAGGCGACAACGCAAGUAAGUGUCAACGGUCAGAUACCGUCACCACAUUGUCCGUCAUGGUCAGGAUUGCCGUGGUCAUUAAAGCUAGUCUUAAGAUUUUUUUUUCCUUUGUAAAUGAAACAAAAUAAAUCUGGUAAACAUUUUCUA